This is a messenger RNA of Amaranthus tricolor (Joseph's coat), 1011 nucleotides long. RefSeq names its product protein LPA2. The transcript has 2 exons. Gene Ontology annotation, cellular component: chloroplast. Bases 123 to 719 code for a protein of 198 amino acids. Lineage: Eukaryota; Viridiplantae; Streptophyta; Magnoliopsida; Caryophyllales; Amaranthaceae. The record is from RefSeq and is a predicted model, not a curated record.
AAUGAAGGGAAUUAAUCAAAAAAAUCUAGCCAAAAAUCAAAGUUGAUACUAGUACUCAUCAUCUAAGGAACAAAACCAAAAAAAAGAGAUAAUUCAAAGAUCAACAGUGAACUACCAAAAACAUGGCACUCUUUCCCCUUCAAUCCUCUUCCUUCACCAAUAAACCCCAAUUCCUUCUCCAUAAACCACUUUCUUCUAUCCCCACCAAACCCAAAUUCACCAUAAUAUGCCUAGAUUCCUCCUCCCCGUCAUCACAAUCUUCAAAACCUACCAUUAAAAAUGACCCAAUUGAGCAAUCUUCAACCACUUCAGAUAAAAAACCCAUUUCAUCAAAUGGGCAAGGAUUUGGGUCAAACCAAUUGCCAAAACCAUCAUCAACUGGUAAAAAGAAGGGGAAGAGAGAAAGAGCUUCAAUUAUUCGCAGAAAUCCUGUUGAAAAGCCUGCAUUUUUAGAUAAGAAAGCAGUGGACGAGGAAAAUAAGCAACAAGGUGUUAAUGAAAGUGCUUUUUUGCUUACUUGGUUGGGUCUUGGUGGUAUUAUUUUUGUUGAGGGCAUUGCUCUUGCUGCUUCAGGCUUUCUUCCAGAAGAGUGGGAUAAGUUAUUUGUUAAGUAUUUGUACCCAUCAUUCACUCCCACGGUCGUCUUAUUUGUUGCUGGUACAGUUGUAUAUGGUGUUUUCAAAUACUUGCAGAACGAAAAUCUGAGAAACCCAAAAUGAUGAUUUCCUUAACACGAGACACUUACUCAAUUCCUAUUGGCUCAUUGUUCCUUGUACUCUCAUUUUCAUCAACACUGGAUUGAGUACAGUUACAACGAUUUGUGCGACUCAAAGCUUGUACUUUACUGGUUGUCGGUUAGGGAAUCUCGUUAUAUGUGUUCUCAUUGUACGUAAUACUGUAUCAAUGUAAAUUGAGAUGUAGAUGGUAAAGUAAAGACUUGAGACUUAAUGUAUCUGAAUUCUGUUAAACAUGAAACUUGAAAGUAUUGUAGCCUUGGUUGAAAUGAGAUUU